This is a messenger RNA of Penaeus monodon (black tiger shrimp), 623 nucleotides long. Its product is annotated as extracellular matrix protein FRAS1-like. Bases 222 to 623 code for a protein of 133 amino acids. The record is from RefSeq and is a predicted model, not a curated record. Lineage: Eukaryota; Metazoa; Arthropoda; Malacostraca; Decapoda; Penaeidae. Gene Ontology annotation, molecular function: protein binding. The transcript has 4 exons.
AUGUGUGUGUGUUAGUGUGCGUACAGUCUUCAAAUGUGCUUACCAUCCCUCGUGCCCCCCAGGACGGCGAAGUGUGGUCCCUUGGCGGCUGCGAGCAGUGCCGCUGCGUGAACGGCACCGUGUCAUGCGGCCGGGCACCCUGCGCCGUGACGACGUGCCCCUCGGGCCAGGUGGCACUGCAGGAUCCCGAGCAGUGUUGCCCCGAGUGUGUUCCUGUAGGCAUGCCAUGCCAUGAAGGCUCUACCAUGCAUGACGAUGGGGACUUCUGGUCACCAGUGUCGUGCUCCCAGUGCCAGUGCCGGAAUGGACGCGCGCAGUGCUAUGUGGCUCACUGUCCUCCCCUCACGUGCCCAGCUAACCACACACUCGAGGUGGCCCCAGGGUCUUGCUGCCCAACGUGUGAGGGAAACCCGUGUGUUCAGAAGGGAAUGGUUUAUGGGUCAGGAGAGCAGUGGCGAGAGGGAGACUGCCGAGAGUGUGUUUGUGUGGCUGGACGGGUGCAGUGCCAUGACAUGCAGUGCCCUGACUUGCAGUGCCAAGCAGACGAGAAGCCUUACAAAGAGGAAGGUAGCUGUUGCCCAACGUGUGUCAAAAAGCAAGUAAUUGAAAGUUUACGUGCUUAA